Molecule: messenger RNA, 1638 nt
Organism: Paramacrobiotus metropolitanus
Lineage: Eukaryota; Metazoa; Tardigrada; Eutardigrada; Parachela; Macrobiotidae
Exons: 3
Coding region: 1-1569 (522 amino acids)
Molecular function (GO): protein binding
Source: RefSeq, a predicted model, not a curated record
AUGCCAGUGUACGGUGAGGAGGGUUGGGUCUACGGAUGGAAUGCCGUGGACGUCCGCAUCGACGGACACCUGCAGCAUGGCGACGUCAUCAACGUGGCGCCAGGCGGCCUGAUCGUCGAUUUCCACUGUGCCAGCCAGCGCGCGCACUUUGUCGCAUACGGACUGGUUUUUCACUGCCCCUUCACGAAACACAACCUGAAACCAGACAAGCAGGCACUGCUGCGCCGCUAUCCGGACGGUGCCUGGAUUUGGUAUCCCGGGCGUGUGGUGGAGCGGUUACGCUUCAGCAGCGAUGAUGCGCAACUACUGGAUAUGCAGCUGCCCGAGGGUACCGUCCGCCAGGUGGUCCCCCUUCAUCAACUACGCACAGCGCCCUCGGACGCGGUUCUGGAGAAGCUGUGCGUUGGCCAGGAUCACUUCGUUAUUCGCUCGUGCCCUCUGCCGGGCGGGUUUUGGUCCGACGGUUCCCAGCUGCGCCGGGAGAUCUUCAAAUGCGGAUUGAGCUGGCUCCAUGUGGUGUGCACUUCGUUACUCAACCAGACGGUCCUCUAUCUGCAGCCUGAGAAGGACACGCCAUUAACAUUUGCCCAAGUGGAAGGAGUUUACGACCGGGCUAAGACAGUGGAGGAGAGCGGUAGCCCCCCGACGGAUACCGGCUUACUGCACGUGCUACUCCGUCAGCGGGCUAACCCAGCGGAUGAGCACAGGAAAAUUUCCGACGGUGCUCGAAAGGUUUUUCCACUGCCGACUGAGCUUUUGGUGGAGAUCUUCCAGUCGCUGGACUCUAUCGGGCGCAUCCGCUGUCGACGCGUCUGUCCGCUGUGGAAUGACAUUCUCACCACCGAAGCCAACUUCCCCGAUGUGCGCGUAUCCGGCGGCCAUCCGGAUUACGGCGUGCUGACUUUUGAUUUGCCGGGUAUCUACUGGGCGGCGGUGGGCUUGCAAAAAUGCCUGAGCAGCCACACCAAGAUGGUCAUUAUCUCGUCUCUGCACGAUUUCAAAUGCGUGGAAUUGGCCCCUCUCAUCGAUAUUCUUGUGACAUCAUCCCGGAUCCCGAUGUUGGUGUUCUACUGCUGCCAUUUCGGCGAUGAACACGACGAUAUCCGGGGAAUCAUGUACACAUCGGCUUGCAUUUUUGUGGAGUGUUCGGCCGUGGACAGGGUUGUGUGGAAGAAAUGCGACAUGUGUGAUCGCCAUCUCAAGGCAGAGAUACAACACUAUACAUUCAACACGACGCCCGGCGACGCGUUGGACGGAGAGCUGUGGGAUGUCUUCGAGAAGCAUCUUGUUCUCACGAAGCCGCUGGAUCGACCGGCCUUAGCGACAUCGAUUGCCGACUGCAUCGCCCACCGGUCCAGCGAACUGACGGGGGAACAGAUUGUGAAGGCGUUGAAUUAUUACCAGCGUGUGGAUCCGCGCCUCUCCACCCCCUACCGCGGCCGCAAAUGGACAACGGCUACGCUGGCUGAUCUGGACGCCAGUAAGCUGACCACACUGACGGCGUCCGCUGUGAGCGAAGGGAUUGUGAUUCAGGAUACAUGGGAUACGAGUAGCGACGAUAGUGAUUAGUUUUGUAGCGGGCCGCUUCGCCCGAACUUGUUGUUCCUGUUGUUUUGCUUUAUUGAAACUUAGCAGUCA